Molecule: messenger RNA, 303 nt
Organism: Danaus chrysippus (African queen)
Lineage: Eukaryota; Metazoa; Arthropoda; Insecta; Lepidoptera; Nymphalidae
Source: the annotation of a GenBank genome assembly
AUGACGGAGCCUCCAAAAAAGAAAGUACGCUGUACUUUUAGCCAGAAACGGCGGCUCAUAGAACUGAUGGAGGACAAUAAAGAGGUGGCAUUGGGCAUCUUUACAUGCCCAAUGGGAUUCCAAAAAAUGGAAUACAAUUUGGAAGAACAUUGCUGCGGAGUUGGCGCAGCUGGGCCCAGCAAAAUUAGUAGAACAAUGGAAAACGAAAAUGGCGUGAUCUUAAAUCAAAAACGAAAUUCAAAAAUGCUAAUGUUAACCGUGCCAGAAAUAGACCUGGAAACAGUGAGAAUGUUCCCUCUCUAA